Molecule: messenger RNA, 1134 nt
Organism: Amaranthus tricolor (Joseph's coat)
Lineage: Eukaryota; Viridiplantae; Streptophyta; Magnoliopsida; Caryophyllales; Amaranthaceae
Product: methylsterol monooxygenase 1-1-like
Exons: 5
Coding region: 116-988 (290 amino acids)
Biological process (GO): sterol biosynthetic process
Molecular function (GO): C-4 methylsterol oxidase activity; iron ion binding
Source: RefSeq, a predicted model, not a curated record
UUUUUACAAAUUGCCAGCCCAGCCCAGCACACCAAACACACCCUCCACCAAAACACAACUCUAAACAAACAAACCAGUCUCUUCCUGCAGUCCUGCUAUUCUCUCUGCCACAACAAUGUUGCCUUAUACUACUUUAAUGGAAGCUGAAUCUGCUUUGAAUCGAACUCUUACUUUUGCUGAAACCCUUUGGUUUAAUUAUUCUGCUAAUAAAUCUGAUUAUUUUCUUUAUUGUCAUAACAUUAUUUUUCUUUUUGUCAUUUUUUCGCUCAUUCCGAUUCCUCUUGUUGUUGUUGAACUCCUUCGUGCUGCCAAUGUUGAACGAUACAAAAUCCAACCUAAAGUUAGAUUAUCGUUUUCAGAGAUGGUGUCUUGUUAUAAAACUGUUAUGAAGAUGUUCUUCUUCGUUGUGGGCCCUCUUCAACUCGUUUCCUAUCCAUCUGUUAAGUUAAUUGGGAUUAGGACUGGACUACCAUUGCCAUCAGGGUGGGAGAUUUUGAUGCAAUUAAUUGUGUAUUUUAUAGUUGAGGACUAUACAAAUUAUUGGAUCCAUAGAUUUUUACAUGGGAAAUGGGGUUAUGAGAAGAUUCAUAAGGUACACCAUGAAUACACCGCGCCAAUCGGUUUUGCAGCCCCAUAUGCACAUUGGGCUGAGAUUUUGUUCCUUGGGAUUCCGUCGUUUCUUGGCCCUGCCAUGGUUCCUGGUCACAUGAUUACAUUUUGGUUAUGGAUUGCUCUGAGACAGAUUGAGGCGAUUGAAACGCACAGCGGAUAUGAUUUUCCAUGGAGUCCCACCAAGUAUAUUCCAUUUUAUGGAGGUGCUGAGUACCAUGAUUACCAUCAUUAUGUUGGAGGACAAAGCCAAAGUAAUUUUGCUUCAGUUUUCACCUACUGUGAUUACAUCUAUGGGACUGAUAAGGGCUAUCGUUACCAGAAAAAGCUGCUUGCAAAGUUGAAAGAAGAAUCAAGCAGCAACGGAAAAUACGAUUAGGAAUAACCCUUGAGGAUCAUUGUUUCUCCUCUGGGUUGAUUUUCUGCCAAGGUUACAAGUAUAUGAAGCUCGCCGCUAUACAGAGCUGAGCUGAUUAUACAACUGUGACUUAUCAGAUGUUCGCUCUUUUCUUUUUUUUUUUUGGG